AUGGCGGAGGAGAAGACCUUCCGUUACGGGUUCAUCAUCUUGGGUUUCUUCCUGGUGAUGACGGGAAUUUUCAUCAUGAGUGUGGAAAAGCCCCACAUCUACAUCACCUUCUGCGUCCUGGGUGUGAUGCUCGUAGCCGUGGGCAUCACCUGGAGCAUGUGCCAGUGCUACCCAAAGAUAACAUUCAUUCCUGUGGACCCUGAGGCUGAGCGGUUCCUGGACCACAAACCCACGGUGCUGCCACAGAAGGACAUCGGCUUGGUUGCUCCCUGCCCUGACCAAGAGGCCACCAGCACCUAUGAGAAGAGCCUGCCAUCCUAUGAGCAGAUCCAGAAGCAGGCAGUGGGCUCAACUCCACUCCCACCCACGGCACAGCCCAGAUCCCACAGCUGGUCCCAGUCAGCAGUGCAGGCCAAAGCAGAGGUCCACCGGGAGCUGGGGGGUGCUGGACACCCCCCACAAGACCUGACACCUCAUCUGGAAACAGUGGCAGGCAGCUGCCCCCCUUGUCCAGCGCCGGGGGAUGCACCGCUGGCAUCCCUCCUGGAGGAGAUGGACACACCAUCACUGGAGGGCUCCAUGCCCGGCACCCCCACGCCACAGAGCCGGACUCUGCCAUCCACUGCUCGCUCUGGCUGCACCCUGACCAGCUCCCCAGUGCGGGGACAGCACUCCGGAUCCCCCCACAAAGGCACUGGGGAGGAGGAUGACCUUUAUUAUGGGCUCCAAGAGGAGCCAGAUGCUCUGCUCAAGGACAGUGACUGCGUUUUUGAGCCUGAAAACUGAUUUCCCAGAUAAAAUGACCACUUGGCAUGGACUUAUCUCACGGAGGGGAUGCAAACAUCACGGCCUGGAGGAAAGGCGAUGCCCCCAAAAGUGCAGCGCCGGCAGCACAGAAGGUCCCCCAGGCUUCUGCACCCCUUGGACACACCCAGCCUUUCUGGAGGCUUUCAUUCCCCCAAAACUCAAAUGGGGGACUGCCGCCUCCUGAAUUCCAGGGCAUAUAGGACAAGGCCUCCCUCGCUGGAGCCCUUUGGAUGGGCACAGAGAAGCUGGGCUGGGCAGGAUCUGGGAGAAAUACUGUGCUUGGGAAGGAAAAGCAUUAGUUUUGCUGCUUGGAACAGGAUCAAGUUUAGGUGGGUAAAGAUGUGCUCACACCAGGUGGGCUUGAUGAGGCAGAGAUGUCCUCAAAGUCAUUCUCCCACUUAUCCAAGCUCCCCUGAAAUUAAAAUCAGAUCCUGAGACUCCUGCAGCAGG
This is a messenger RNA of Manacus vitellinus (golden-collared manakin), 1257 nucleotides long. It is a transcript of the gene BSND, whose product is annotated as barttin CLCNK type accessory beta subunit. NCBI's taxonomy places the organism in Eukaryota, Metazoa, Chordata, Aves, Passeriformes, Pipridae. The record is from RefSeq and is a predicted model, not a curated record. Gene Ontology annotation, biological process: chloride transport. Gene Ontology annotation, cellular component: basolateral plasma membrane. The transcript has 4 exons. Bases 1 to 786 code for a protein of 261 amino acids. Gene Ontology annotation, molecular function: chloride channel regulator activity.